Trematosphaeria pertusa is the source of this 1484-nucleotide messenger RNA. RefSeq names its product NAD(P)-binding protein. The transcript has 4 exons. Gene Ontology annotation, molecular function: oxidoreductase activity. The record is from RefSeq and is a predicted model, not a curated record. NCBI's taxonomy places the organism in Eukaryota, Fungi, Ascomycota, Dothideomycetes, Pleosporales, Trematosphaeriaceae. The coding region runs from base 200 to 1252 and encodes 350 amino acids.
GGGAAGCGGUUAUCCGUGUCAGAAAGUCAGAAAACCAACAGAAAGGUAAACAUCGAAGAGGCGCGAGUUAGGCACAGGAGAAACUGGUUAAAAGCGCUGUGUGUGCUCACCUUACGUGUGCUCAGCCAUCUUGCAGAAGGCGACUGAAUGCACCGUGAGAGCCACGACCGCAAGGGAGCAGUGGACAGCGAUUGCCAUCAUGGCGUACCCAAGCACCUGCCGUUCCUUUCGGCGCACGACAGGCCCGUACCCGCUUUCGAUCGUGCCGGCCACCGAGACGCUGCCCGAAUCACUUGCACCCCACGAUGUCCUUAUCCGCAUGCACGCCGUAGCCCUCAACUACCGCGAUAUCGCCAUGCUGCAAGAAGGGGGAUAUCCUGCCCCAGUCGCGUCCGGUGGUAUUCCAGCAAACGAUUGCGCUGCUGAGGUGGUUGCGGUUGGCGACGCUGUGCAGACGUUCGCCAUCGGAGACCGCGUGGCGCCGACUGUGGAUCUUGCAAACUUGACCGGCAAUGAAAGGAACAAUGAUCUCAAAGCGACGGGUGGUAACCAGCCUGGGGUGCUGACCGAGUACUCCGUGUUCCAGGACAGCGUCUUGGUGAAGCUGCCGCGGCACCUAUCCUGGGAGGAGGCUUCGGUAAUUGCGUGUGCGGGCGUGACGGCAUGGGUAGCUCUAGGUGCACUCAAAGAUGUGAGAGACGACACGACUGCGCUCAUGCAAGGUACUGGCGGCGUCAGCAUGUUCGCGCUCCUUAUCUGCCUGGCUGCGGGCAUCCGGCCCAUCAUCACUUCUUCUUCUGAUUCCAAGCUGGCACAGCUCCAGAAGCUCAGCCCCAAGAUCGCCGUAAUCAACUACAAGAAGCAUUCGAAUGUCGCGGCGGAAGCACUGCGCCUGACUGAUGGAAAAGGCGUAGACUACGUCCUCAAUGUCACCGGGACAGCGUCCAUUCCAUCUGACUUGGAGAUGCUGCGGAAAAGAGGCGGCAGUGUCGCUCUGAUAGGCUUCCUUGAAGGUCUGCACGCUGACUGGAAGCCGGACGUCCUCCUCGGCUUCUUGAUAAAGGCAGCUAAGCUUCAGGGAAUCCUAGCUGGCUCGAGGGAUGACUUCGCGGCUCUGAAUAAGUUCUUGGAAGCGAAGACGGUCCACCUGGAUUCCAUCAUUGAUCGGACGUUUGCCUUCGAAGACUCCGUAGCAGCAUUCGAGUACCUGAGGUCCGGAACGCACGUAGGCAAAAUCGUGAUUAAAUUUUGAGUGGAUUGAGGGGGCUUUGAACGAGGCGGAGGACGAGGUCUCACGGUGUGGACGUGCGUAACGGCCAUCCUGGAGGCCUUCGCAGUGUAUACAAUGCCAAGGAGAGUUACUUCUAGGAGCGUGGCGAGCCCUUGAAUUGGGAGAAUCCCCUACCGCGCGAGGGUGGCGGCGGGAGGCGUCGGCGCAGUGACCUUGGAAAUUCGGUUGCAAUAGGUCAACGCACCACCAACCA